This is a messenger RNA of Solea senegalensis (Senegalese sole), 5187 nucleotides long. Its product is annotated as inactive dipeptidyl peptidase 10-like. The coding region runs from base 205 to 2592 and encodes 795 amino acids. Gene Ontology annotation, biological process: proteolysis. Gene Ontology annotation, molecular function: serine-type peptidase activity; dipeptidyl-peptidase activity. The transcript has 26 exons. The record is from RefSeq and is a predicted model, not a curated record. Lineage: Eukaryota; Metazoa; Chordata; Actinopteri; Pleuronectiformes; Soleidae.
UCAAUCGUGACGGAUCUGUCCUCCACUACUCCUGUUUAAGAUUCCGCAUUUUGCCCUGCGUCGUCGCAUCCUCCUCCUCCUCUCAGACAAGGGGGGAAGACGAAAAAAGCAAAUAAACUGGAAUCUGGCUGUAUUUUUUCCUCGUCGGGAUUCAAUCAAGUUUUACCCAGAGGAGUUUAUUUUUCGUUUUGUAUUUAACUGACAAUGACAGCCACCAAGGAGCAGCCGAAUCAGAGACAGAAUCAACAGCAGCAGGAUGAGGAUUUGGGUGGGGUCAGUCCUCCGCAGAGGAACUGGAAGGGCAUUGCCAUUGCUCUGCUGGUCAUCCUGGUGGUCUGCUCACUCAUCACCAUGUCUGUCAUCCUCCUCACACCAGCUGACACGCAAGCUGGAAGUGACACCAAACUGACUGUGGAGGAUUUGUUCAAAGCUGAAUUCCAGGUCCAUGACCCAGAAGCCACAUGGAUCAAUGACUCUGAGGUCAUCUACAGGAACAGUGAUGGCCAUGUCAUCAAGUUCAACAUCCUCACCAAUGAAACAGAGAUUGUCCUGACAAACACAACCUUCGUCAAUUUCAAUGUGGCCAAGUAUUCUCUCUCCCCUGACCUGAAGUAUGUCCUCUUUGCUUAUGAUGUGAAACAGGUUUAUCGUCACUCCUACAUGGCCUCCUACAGCAUCUACAAUAUUCACACACGGGAAGUUUGGGAGCUGGACCCUCCUGAGGUGGUGAACUCGGUGCUGCAGUAUGCUGCGUGGGGAGUGCAGGGUCAACAACUGAUCUACAUAUUUGAAAACAACAUCUACUACCAAUCUGAUGUGAAGAGUAACUCCCUUAGACUGACAUCAUCAGGAAAGGAUGGGGUCAUCUUCAAUGGAAUUGCUGACUUUCUCUAUGAAGAGGAAAUUCUUCAAACCCAUGUGGCACAUUGGUGGUCACCUGAUGGAGAGAGACUGGCCUUCUUGGUUCUGAAUGACAGUCUGGUCCCCAAUAUGGUGUUACCACGCUUCACUGGCAUGGCAUACCCAAAAGGAAAGCAGUACCCAUACCCCAAGGCUGGCCAACCCAACCCAGUAGUGAAGCUCUUUGUCGUCAAUCUUUAUGGGCCGACGCACACGCUGGAGCUCAUGCCUCCAGAGACACUCAAACUAAGAGAGCAUUAUGUGACCAUGGUGAAGUGGAUAAGCAAAACGAAGACAUCUGUGAGGUGGCUAAACCGUGCCCAGAACAUUUCCAUCCUGACCGUGUGCGACACUACCACAGGAGCCUGUGUCACGAGACACGAAGAAAGCUCUGAGGUCUGGCUCUCCAAGCAGAACCAAGAACCGGUGUUCUCCAAAGAUGGCAACAGGUUCUUCCUGACUGUUCCUGUCAAACAAGGAGGACGUGGAGAGUUUCAUCACAUCGCUAUGUUCACCACACAGUUCAGAGCAGAUCAAAAUGAAGUGCGACACCUCACAUCAGGAAACUGGGAGGUGACCAGGAUCAUUGCCUAUGACGAGAACACUGACAACCUGUAUUUUCUCAGCACAGAGGGUUCAUCACGGAGACGACAACUUUUCAGUGUUAAAACUGUGGGUCUGUUCCCACGGCGGUGUUUAACGUGCGAGUUAAAUAAAGCUCACUGUCUGUACUUUGAUGCUGACAUCAGCCCCACAAACCAGCACAUCAUCCUCCAUUGUAAAGGCCCUGGAGCACCUACUGUGAUUUUACACAGCCUCAACAAUUCAAAUUACUACAUUCUUGAGAACAACUCCCAUCUGAAGACUGCCUUGAAGUACAAGAGGAUCCAGUUGACUGAUUUCAGAGUAGUUCAGAUGGAGCAUUUUGAUUUACCUUUGAAGAUCUCCUACCCACCAGACUUUUCUGAUGCCCGUCACUAUGGGUUACUGCUACUUGUUGAUGGUGCCCCUGGUGGUCAGGUGGUGAGUGACCGCUUCUCUCUCAGCUGGGACUCUGUGCUGGUCAGUUCUGACAACAUCAUCGUGGCUCGUCUGGAUGGUCGGGGCAGUGGCUUCCAGGGUCAGAGGAUCUUGCACGAGGUUCACCACAGACUGGGAACAGUCGAUGUCCAGGAUCAGAUUGCAGCAGUAGAAUACAUGAUGAAACUCCCAUAUAUUGAUCAGACGCGGAUAGCUGUGUUUGGAAAGGGUUACGGCGCCUACAUAACAUUAAUGAUGCUCAAAUCUACUGACAGCGUCUUCAAAUGCUCAUGUGCAAUGUCGCCGGUGACAGACUGGAAACUCUAUGCAUCAGCGUUCUCCGAGAGAUACCUUGGUGUGCCAUUACGGGAUGAAAACAGAUACCAGUUUUCCAGUGUGCUGCAGAACAUCCAAGCACUGCAGGAGCAGACACUGAUGUUGGUGCACGGCACAGCAGAUGCCAACAUCCACUUUCAACAUACUGCCGAGCUUGUUAAAAACCUUGUGAAAGUUGGAGCAAACUACUCAAUGCAGAUCUACCCAGAUGAGGGCCAUUUCCUGUCUCAGCAGAGUCGCCAGCAUCUCUACGCCACACUGACCAGUUUCUACAGGGAUUGUCUCAAGGAGGAGGUAUUACAGAUGCCCGAGGAAGAGGAGGAAGAGGAGGAAUAGGCAGAAGGCUUUCAUAAUUAGACCUUUGGAGGAGCAUGAUAGAAUUUUGCUGAAGUCAGUAAAGACUUUUAGCAUUUGGACCAAGUGUUUAACCGGACAUAAACACUGGUUUAGAGCUAUCUGAUGCUCAAGAGUGUUUGUGCGUAUGUGUGUAUGCCUGUGUGUGUGUUUGUGUGUGUAAAUGUGCUGAAAAGAUAACUGGAGGACACAAGAUUGACACUUGCGUUGCCGGGACUUGAGGCAGGAACAGUCGUCUAAACAUUAAGUCAUUUCAGUUUUGGAACGCUCCAUUUCUUGGCAAAGGACACGAACAACUCCCUCCAGGCUCUUUGGGCUUUAGUCACCCACACUGAAUCACAUGCAUGGUUCUUUUCCCCUACCUCCACUUUUUCCCUUCCUGCACUCAUUCUACCAUGUUAGUCUGCAAUGUGGUAACACUUGAAAAGAAAAGAACACGGAUGUGCACUUUGGAUCUCGCCUCUCCUUUGGAUGAAUCGUCAUACAAGCUUCAGUCAUCUACACAGAUAUUAAGUCACACAACUGAGUUCGCCUCAAUGGAAGUCAGUCCUGAAUAAGUGCAAUUUCCUGCUGAAACUCUCUGCCAUCAUCACCCACCCUAAAUGAAAACCGUCUUUAUAGGUCACACUUUAUUGUACAGGGGUUUUGUGUAGACAUGUAUGAUGCCUUAUGCUGUGAUAGUACUUGCUAGCAUCUGUCAUCAUCCAUUAGCAGUGUCAUGUAAACGAUUGUCAACUCAGGUCCUUGUGACACAGCAUUGCAGUUAGUAUGUCAGCUGUAUGGUCAGGAAUAAGUUAUGAAUUGUAUAUGAAGAUAAUGGGUAUUGGCCACACAAUUAUUGCAGUUUCCAGGCCUGGGUUAGGGUUGGGGUUAGGGUUGCAAAGGUUCUCCAUCUUAAUAUGCCAUUCACUAAAAAAUGCUAUUCAUAAAUGAAUUGAGUAAGGCCCAGUCCCAUUUCACAUUUUUACCCAUAUUUCGUUCUGUAACUGUCGCCACUUUUUCCUUGGUAAUGAUUUACAAGAGGUAGUUACAAGGUACUAACAAGGUUAAAAGUCUGACUCGAAUAGAAUAGAAUAGAAUAGAACUUUAUUCUCCACCAAGGUUGAAAUUUGCCUUCGGCUCACCAACCUGAAAUCAUGAAAUGAGACAUGCAGAAAGUCAUAAAAACAACACACAGUUAAAAUAAGAUAAGAGAUAGCCAUAUCUGAGAAAAAGAAAACAAUAUGUGUAACAAACCAAUGCUGUCGAGCUUACUGGUCACUUUGUGAAGAUGUUUCCAACAAGAUAUGUCCACAGUGGGAAGUAGUGCGAAUGAGCAGAACUGACAUUUAACAACAUAAAACAUAACAAACAAACAAUGGUGAGAGUGAAGUAAGCAUGAUAUCAUUAGCUGUUGUUAUACAGAAUUAAUUCCUGUGGGCAUUGCUAUUCACUUGUCUGCAGCAAAGCAGAGAAGCAGAGUCAGAAAAUGUCUUCAACACCAGGAAAUACUGGCGCACCAGUUUAUGGUAUGUACAAUAUACCUUGUUGUGGUUAGUUGCACAUUAUGCUAACCGAUGUAAGCUUUAUGAGGGUAACAUUAGUUUCUAUGGAUUUGGCUAAUUUGCCCUGUGUAUUUGCAAUCACUUGUAAUUUGCCAUGGAAUCAUUUUUGUGUAUGACAGGAAACAAGCGUAUUUUAUUCCACCAUCAACUGUGGCUAAACUUACUCAGAACUGUAAGACGUAGCAGAGGAAGAUGUGUUGUAGAGCUUCAUGUGAAACUCAACUAUAUUUUUGUCUUUCAUAUCUGAAAUGUCAUGCCGUUUUCAACGCUGGUUGGUUAUCGCAACAACACAGCACACGAUUUUAAUGCACGAGUUAGGUUACAUUAGCUGAGAUAUUCCAACUUGUGCAAUUGAUGCAAUAGCAUUUUUAAGUGUUUUAGUGCUUUUGUUGCUACAGUGCAUUUUGAUGUAACUUCUAUCACAUCACAUCCACAGAGUUCACCACAUCCACUGAAUCACCCAACAUGUGUGAUGUGUAUUUGUGUUGGGGUAGGGGCUAAAUUGUAGGGGUAAGGGGUGAAAUGGGAUUGAGCCUAAAUUAGAUGACUUUUCAGGGCAUCUCCACCGAAUUUAAGAGCUUUCGUAAAGUCAAGAGACAUUCUAAUUAUUGUUGGAGACUCCCAUUUGGAGAAAAAAAAAAGGAAAAUACUGAAAAUCAAUGAAAAUUGGUGUAGGGAGAUGGACAAUUUUGCAGUGUCCGUAAGGUGUUUGCAUGUCUACAGGGAAUGUGUCAAGUGUUGCCACAUUUUGUACAGUACAAUAAAGCAGAGUGUGUAUAUAAAUAUAUUUUUGAGAUGUCAGAUCUCAUAGGAAGUUUAGUCUAUGGGGAUGGAUUGAUUUGACCUUGAUGUGUUGUACUUAUAUUUCCCUCUUUUUCCUUUGAGCUGUUGAUUUUCUUCUUAGGAUGAAUUUUGUAAUGCUUCUUCUUGUUCUUUUGGCUCUUUCAAAUGGGAGAGGGCAGGGCUACGGUUUUGGGAUUAUUGUGAUUGUCCUAUAGUGAUGAUUAUAAAUAAAUGAAUACAAUUAUAAAAA